UUUACCAAAUUUGAUAACUGCGCGACCCAUUCUCUCUCGCUCACUCCUGCUACUAUCUCUCUCUCAUUAACUGCCUCUGCCCUCUCGCUAGUCGCUUCCACCAGCAAGCUUUCUCUCUUCUCUCUCUCUCUGCAAAUAAGACACAUUUUCAGCAAAGCAAACUCAAACAAGUGUCCUUCUAUUCAAGAUUAAGGGUUUCAAAACCCCAAAUCCAAUCCCCAAAUUGAUCGAACCGAACGCAGGCGCUGAUGUAGGAGCCCCUCAUGGUGGUGCGACGCAGGUGAAACAAAACCCUGUAUUGCGAUCGGACUCAUUUCCAUUUUCCACACCCGCCCAAAUUUGACUCAAUCCCUCUCAUCAUAUUCCUCUUCCUCUCAGUUCUAAUCCUCCAAUCAGAUUCAGAUCUCUUGGCCAAAGACCUAGAUCGCUACAUUUCACUCUACAGUUUCAUGUACGGAGAAUUGAGGUUCUGAGUCGCCGACGAGUUACUGAGUCACUGACCGAGUCGCGAUGGCGGGUAAGACCGACUCGGUGUCGUACUGUAACCUGAAGGAUACGAAAGUUGAAAUGAUGGGGAUGGAUGCUGAGCCUCAUCAUCGGAUCGACCUCAAUUCCUCUAGGCUGUCUCCAUCGCAGUCGUCGUCGUCCUUUGCUAGGGUUCCGAACGGGAACUACGAUCUUCGGCCGCCGCAGAGUCUACCGGUUCCUAAUCAGAACACUCUGCUGACUCUAAUUCUCAGCUGUACGGUUGCCGCCGGUGUUCAGUUCGGUUGGGCUUUGCGGCUUUCGCUCUUAACUCCCUAUAUAUAGGUUUGACUUGAUAUGAUAAUAGAAACUGCAUUCAGCUUCAGGAUAAUUAGAUAGGAUUCGUAAUCUUUCGUUUGAAUCAAGGGGUGACGUGGGAGACUGGGAGGUGACCAGAUUCGAUUUAAGCAAAGGGAGAAAGGCAGAAAACCAACGCAUAAGCAAAUCCAUACCUGUUCCUUCUGAAGAUUUUGCACUUUCGGGUGAGUAUAGGUCAUUGUUGGUGGAUAACUUUCAUCCUGUCAAUUUUUCUUUUAGAUUUACGUUUGGGAAUGUCUUUGAAUUGAUUAGGUACUUUACAUCCCGGCCCUAAUUAUGCAUUUAUGCUUCACAUUAAGCUUUUUGACCUCUGUUGUUUUGCUAUGUUUUCUUAACGUAUUUUGCUACAAGAAGUAUUUAUAUUUUGAUUACAUGUCUUGGAAUGGAGGCAACCGCAACGACAAGAAUGAGAAAGUAUAGUGGCUAUAAUGGGUUUCCUAAUUCCAGGCCAAUACCAAGGACAGGGAGAGCUUCUCUCAAUAAAGUUGUUCAAAGAAUGAGACAAAUUUGAUGAAGCUUCAUUGUGACUUCAAGGAUGCAUCUGUUGAGAAGCAUGGGGUCAAGUUGGGGCUUAUGUCGAGAUUCAUCAAGGCUGUUGUCAGUGGGGUCCAAAAUCAGCCUACUAUUAAUGCAGUCAUUGAUGGGGAUGAUAUCAUAUAUAGAGAUUACAUAGAUAUAAGUGCAGCUGUGGGUACUCCAAAGGGCCUUGUUGUGCCAGUUAUCCGCAAUGCUGAUAAGAUGAAUUGUGGUGAGAUUGAGAAGGAGAUCAAUUUGCUUGCAAAGAAGGCAAAUGAGGGACGUUUUUCAAUUGAUGAUAUGGCUGGAGGUUCAUUUACAAUAUCCAAUGGUGGAUUUUAUGGAAGCCUUAUAAGUACCCCCAUCAUCAACCCUCCUCAUGUCUGAUUCUUUAUCUGACCCAAUUGAUCGGACUUUGAUCGUCUUACUGCAACAAAUGGAACUCACAUCAGUUCUAUGCUUAAUUACGUACCUAGUGAAGCAUCUUUAAUUUGUAGCAAAAGUACCUUUUCCAUUAUAUGAUAGCAAAGUACCUUUAUACGACAGCCAAUAUAUAUUUGUUUCUUUUACUUUUGUAAAGUUCACUCAAGAAAUUUCAGCUGCAAAAGCAUUGUAAA
Molecule: messenger RNA, 1976 nt
Organism: Rosa chinensis
Lineage: Eukaryota; Viridiplantae; Streptophyta; Magnoliopsida; Rosales; Rosaceae
Product: dihydrolipoyllysine-residue succinyltransferase component of 2-oxoglutarate dehydrogenase complex 2, mitochondrial
Exons: 4
Coding region: 1354-1746 (130 amino acids)
Molecular function (GO): acyltransferase activity
Source: RefSeq, a predicted model, not a curated record